AUGUCGACUAAUAAGGAGGAGACUUUGAGGCAGUUUUGCGAUGUAACGGGUGCCGACGAGUCUCGUAGCAAGUUCUUUUUGGAGUCGUCAAACUGGCAGUUAGACGUAGCUUUGUCAAGUUUUUAUGAGCACGGCGGUAACGCAGACGAAGCACCUGCAGCCAAUCCAAACGCAGCAGUAUCAUCAUUACCUUCUCUCUCAGAUAGUGAUAUGGAUUCUCUCCCAGGAUCCCCUUUACAAACUCAGAAGAAAGAUAAAAAGAAGGUUUCUACUUCAAAGUUUGCAACGCUCGAUACUUUGCAACAAGACAGUUCUUCUAGUGACGAGGAAGAAGGACAAGCAUUUUAUGCUGGUGGCUCGGAGCGAUCUGGUCAACAAAUUAUUGGUCCAGGAAAAGGAAGGAAGGAUAUUGUCACCGAGGUGUUCAAAAGUGUUAGAGAACGGGGAGCAGUAGUGUUUGAAGACGAGCCAUCGUCUACAAGCAGAGGGCGUGCUGUGUUCAGCGGCGUCGGGUACAGACUUGGUCAAACAGCAGAUGACCAUGAGCCUGUACCUACCGGGGAGCAACAAGCUGGUGGACAACAGCCAGACGCGGUACGUUCGGUCCGAUUGCGGUUGUACCGGGAAGGGUUCACCGUUGACUCGGGACCUCUCCGUUCUUACACAGACCCUGACCACGCUGAGUUCCUCAACUGUAUACGUAGUGGUGUGAUCCCUCCCGAACUAUCUCGAGGGACCGGUGGCGAGGUUCGCGUGAGCUUAGAAGAUCGACGUCAUGAGGAGUGCCCGCGUAACACCAAGUCUCAACCCUUCACUGGCAAGGGACAUCUGCUUGGAAGCCCGACGCCGGUGACAGUGGGUGCGACGCACGCGGAGGCCGUCCCGGAGCGCGCCGCCAACCAGCGCGCCGCGCAGGACCACGUGCGCCUCGACGCCGCGCUGCCCACCACCACCAUACAGGUACAGCUCUGCUCGCUCCGACCAGCGCGCCGCGCAGGACCACGUGCGCCUCGACGCCGCGCUGCCCACCACCACCAUACAGGUACAGCUCUGCUCGCUCCGACCAGCGCGCCGCGCAGGACCACGUGCGCCUCGACGCCGCACUGCCCACCACCACCAUACAGGUACAGCUCUGCUCGCUCCGACCAGCGCGCCGCGCAGGACCACGUGCGCCUCGACGCCGCGCUGCCCACCACCACCAUACAGGUACAGCUCUGCUCGCUCCGACCAGCGCGCCGCGCAGGACCACGUGCGCCUCGACGCCGCGCUGCCCACCACCACCAUACAGGUACAGCUCUGCUCGCUCCGACCAGCGCGCCGCGCAGGACCACGUGCGCCUCGACGCCGCGCUGCCCACCACCACCAUACAGGUACAGCUCUGCUCGCUCCGACCAGCGCGCCGCGCAGGACCACGUGCGCCUCGACGCCGCGCUGCCCACCACCACCAUACAGGUACAGCUCUGCUCGCUCCGACCAGCGCGCCGCGCAGGACCACGUGCGCCUCGACGCCGCGCUGCCCACCACCACCAUACAGGUACAGCUCUGCUCGCUCCGACCAGCGCGCCGCGCAGGACCACGUGCGCCUCGACGCCGCGCUGCCCACCACCACCAUACAGGUACAGCUCUGCUCGCUCCGACCAGCGCGCCGCGCAGGACCACGUGCGCCUCGACGCCGCGCUGCCCACCACCACCAUACAGGUACAGCUCUGCUCGCUCCGACCAGCGCGCCGCGCAGGACCACGUGCGCCUCGACGCCGCGCUGCCCACCACCACCAUACAGGUACAGCUCUGCUCGCUCCGACCAGCGCGCCGCGCAGGACCACGUGCGCCUCGACGCCGCGCUGCCCACCACCACCAUACAGGUACAGCUCUGCUCGCUCCGACCAGCGCGCCGCGCAGGACCACGUGCGCCUCGACGCCGCGCUGCCCACCACCACCAUACAGGUACAGCUCUGCUCGCUCCGACCAGCGCGCCGCGCAGGACCACGUGCGCCUCGACGCCGCGCUGCCCACCACCACCAUACAGGUACAGCUCUGCUCGCUCCGACCAGCGCGCCGCGCAGGACCACGUGCGCCUCGACGCCGCGCUGCCCACCACCACCAUACAGGUACAGCUCUGCUCGCUCCGACCAGCGCGCCGCGCAGGACCACGUGCGCCUCGACGCCGCGCUGCCCACCACCACCAUACAGGUACAGCUCUGCUCGCUCCGACCAGCGCGCCGCGCAGGACCACGGGCGCCUCGACGCCCGGGCUGCCCACCACCACCAUACAGGUACAGCUCUGCUCGCUCCGACCAGCGCGCCGCGCAGGACCACGUGCGCCUCGACGCCGCGCUGCCCACCACCACCAUACAGGUACAGCUCUGCUCGCUCCGACCAGCGCGCCGCGCAGGACCACGUGCGCCUCGACGCCGCACUGCCCACCACCACCAUACAGGUACAGCUCUGCUCGCUCCGACCAGCGCGCCGCGCAGGACCACGUGCGCCUCGACGCCGCGCUGCCCACCACCACCAUACAGGUACAGCUCUGCUCGCUCCGACCAGCGCGCCGCGCAGGACCACGUGCGCCUCGACGCCGCACUGCCCACCACCACCAUACAGGUACAGCUCUGCUCGCUCCGACCAGCGCGCCGCGCAGGACCACGUGCGCCUCGACGCCGCGCUGCCCACCACCACCAUACAGGUACAGCUCUGCUCGCUCCGACCAGCGCGCCGCGCAGGACCACGUGCGCCUCGACGCCGCGCUGCCCACCACCACCAUACAGGUACAGCUCUGCUCGCUCCGACCAGCGCGCCGCGCAGGACCACGUGCGCCUCGACGCCGCGCUGCCCACCACCACCAUACAGGUACAGCUCUGCUCGCUCCGACCAGCGCGCCGCGCAGGACCACGUGCGCCUCGACGCCGCGCUGCCCACCACCACCAUACAGGUACAGCUCUGCUCGCUCCGACCAGCGCGCCGCGCAGGACCACGUGCGCCUCGACGCCGCGCUGCCCACCACCACCAUACAGGUACAGCUCUGCUCGCUCCGACCAGCGCGCCGCGCAGGACCACGUGCGCCUCCUACCAUCUAACGCUGUUACGCCCUUCCGCCCCCCCUCUCCUUACACGACAACAUUCCUAUUCCGUUUAGCGGACGGCAGCCGCCUUACCGGUCGCUUCAACCACACCCACACCGUGGCGGACUUGCACGAGUACGUGUCGAGGGCUGAGCCCACGUACCAGCUUCAGGGAUUCACACUCUUCACGACGUUCCCCAGCAGUGAACUCAGCGACCCCACGGCCACGCUCGUUCAGGCCGACGUACUCAACUCCACGCUUCUCCAACGGCUAAAAUAA
This is a messenger RNA of Arctia plantaginis, 3339 nucleotides long. Lineage: Eukaryota; Metazoa; Arthropoda; Insecta; Lepidoptera; Erebidae. The record is from the annotation of a GenBank genome assembly.